Nelumbo nucifera (sacred lotus) is the source of this 2098-nucleotide messenger RNA. RefSeq names its product protein NRT1/ PTR FAMILY 3.1-like. Gene Ontology annotation, biological process: transmembrane transport. NCBI's taxonomy places the organism in Eukaryota, Viridiplantae, Streptophyta, Magnoliopsida, Proteales, Nelumbonaceae. Gene Ontology annotation, molecular function: transmembrane transporter activity. The record is from RefSeq and is a predicted model, not a curated record. Gene Ontology annotation, cellular component: membrane.
GUCAUCCAUAAAUAUAUGGAGGGGCUUAGAACGAACACAUAAGGCGCAGUUGAAAGAACAUGGCUGAUGAUGGGAAGAAGGAAAGAGAGGAGGAGAAGGCAGAGGCAGAGAAGAAGCUUGGAGGGCUCAAGACUAUCCCAUUUAUUCUAGGAAAUGAGAUAGGUGAUAGAUUUGCUUCAACGGGGUUUCAUGCUAAUAUGAUCACCUAUCUUACGCAACAGCUUAAUAUGCCGCUGGUUCAAGCCUCCAAUACCCUCACUAACUUUGCUGGAACUGCAAGCUUAACGGCACUAUUGGGUGGCUUAAUUGCUGACUCGUUUGCAGGCCGAUUUUGGACAAUUACAGUUGGUUCCGCUAUUUAUGAGCUGGGACUGAUCAGCCUCACCACAUCAGCUCUUGUUCCUAGGCUUCGGCCUCCGCCAUGCCGAGCUCAAGAAAACUGCCAGCAGGCCUCACCAUGGCAGCUCUGUGUCCUCUACAUCUCACUUCUCCUCACCUCCCUUGGAACAGGAGGAAUUAGGCCUUGUGUAGUAACAUUUGGAGCCGACCAAUUCGACAUGUCUAAAUCUAAACAAAAAGCCCGAAGCUGUAAUUUCUUCAACUGGUACUACUUCAGCAUGGGAAUGGCCACACUCGCAGCCUUAACCGCUGUUGUUUAUAUCCAAGACAACGUGGGCUGGGGCUGGGGCCUAGGAUUGCCAACCAUAGUCAUGUCACUGUCUGUCGUGGCCUUUGUUGUAGGCUCACCUCUCUAUAAGAAGCUGAAACCCUCUGGCAGCCCACUGAUCAGGCUGGCCCAAGUUGUUGUCUCUGCUGUUAGGAAGAGAAAGGCAGUAAUGCCAGCUGACCCUGAUCUCCUGUAUGAGAAUAGAGAGCUUGAUGCUUCCAUUUCUUGUCAUGGGAGACUUCUCCACACCAAUCAACUCAAGUUCUUUGACAGAGCAGCCAUUGUCACUCAAGCUGACAAGAAGGAUAUCAACACCCCAAAUCUGUGGAGGCUCUCCACCGUUCACCGAGUUGAAGAGAUUAAAUCAAUCAUCAGAAUGCUCCCCAUCUGGGCUUCUGCAAUUUUGCUCGUCACUGCAUCUUCCCAUCAACACUCCUUUGCCAUCCAACAAGCCCGGACAAUGGACCGCCACCUCUCUCCCUCGUUCCAAAUCCCUCCUGCAACCAUGUCCAUCUUCAACAUCCUCCCUAUGAUGGUCGGUCUCGUUAUCUAUGAACGCCUCUUUGUUCCUGCUGCUCGUCGCUUCACCGGAAACCCUUCUGGCAUUACAUGUCUGCAGAGAAUGGGUAUAGGUUUCAUGAUCAACAUUCUGUCCACCAUUGUUGCAGCGCUGGUCGAGAUCAAAAGGAAAGCGGUGGCAGCAAACCACAACUUACUAAACGAACCUCGAGUCAUCAUCCCCAUUAGUGUGUUCUGGUUGGUUCCUCAGUAUGGCCUCCAUGGGCUGGCUGAGACCUUCAUGUCUGUUGGUCACCUGGAAUUUCUUUAUGACCAGUCACCGGAAAGCAUGAGAAGCACGGCAGCCGCGCUUUACUGGAUAGCAAUAGCUGCCGGAAACUACCUGAGCACGUUAUUGGUUUCACUUGUUCAUGGAUAUUCCGGCAAGAAGAGAAAUUGGCUACCAGACAGGAAUAUCAACAAGGGAAGGUUGGAGUACUACUACUGGCUUGUGACUGGGAUACAAGUCUUAAACCUCAUAUUUUACACAGUCUGUGCUUGGUUUUACAAAAACAAGCCUUUGGAAGAAGUGGAAGCUCAGAGUCAGCCAUGUAAACUAGGGAAUAACAUCAAAGAAGGAGAUGUGGAGCUUGCUAGAAGUAGAAACAGACCUUCUAAUCUUCCGAUUGAUGUCAGUGGGAAAGAAAAUGUGGAUCUUUCUAACAAUGACAAAGUUUAAAAAAAUGUUUUGGGGUAUAUAAUUAUAUUUUUGUUAAUUAAACCCGGAGUAUGAGUUCGAUUAAUUAAUUAAUUUUUUAAGAGGCUGUCCUCUUUUAGCACCCAGGAAACAUAAAUGAUUAAUUUACAUUUAUAUUUCCUUUUCAUUUACCAUGUGAUCGAUGGUCAUCUUAGGUAAUUGAAAAUUUAUGUUUC